AUGAAGUGCCUUUUGUCCACGAGCCCAAGUGCUGCUGAGUUUCUCGAAGCAACCAAGAAACUUUACGUUAAAACCGAUGCGCUCAUACAACGGAGACUAGAACCAGGCCAACCCCGUAUAUUCCAGUCCACUGAUGAAGAUGAAGAAACAUGUUGUAAACUCCCUUCUCCAUGUGCGUUUACGCCUCGGAUUCCUUCGAAAAAAUCUGCUUUUCGUCUAAUUUGUGUUCCUAAUCGGACAAUUCGAGCCGAUCCACGAAAUGAGCACAUUGAGACAGUGAGCCGAUCAUUGAGCCCACCUCCGCUUUAUCCUCGAAGCACAUCGUUAGCGCAGUAUUCAUCAAUGAAAAAGACUCUUGAUUGGAAACCAACCCCGAAACCAAGGCUCAGCAUAAUGAAGAGCAUGGAAGAGCAUCCAAUGAAAGAAUCAGAGCGACCUCAACCGAAACCCCGACAGAAGAUUCAUUCAAAUGAGUACAGUAGACAAGGUGAAGUUCAUCCAGUAUCCGCUGAUGCGCUACGAAAUUCUCCACUUUCCUACCGUAGGAAGAAUAUCACUAAAUCUUCACCGAAUAUAUCAGCGCCUUCUGUUGCUGCCUUGAAGAGACGAGUUCAUUCGUCACGACCUGCCACUCCUGUUACGCUUACCGAGGAACCAUCGGUAAUGUUUCCGGUUAUGGAUGAAUCAGAACGUGAUUUUCUUCGAGCUGCCGUUCGACUUACGUACUCUACCGAUGAUGAGGAUAGCAGCUCUCCAUCACCAUCAUAUGGCCAUAACUCCUUUACAUUUAAUCCUGGCAUGGGACGAUCAGAGGAGAAGCAUUGCGUUCCUCAGUCCCCUGCCGCGGAUAGUGGACAGCCUAAUAGCGAUGAUGAAGACCGAAGGACUCAUCCGUGCUCAACGAAAUCCUUGGACGACGGUUUCUUUGAUUUAAGCUAUCACAAGAAAGGAGAGGACACACCAUCCGAGGCUUUAACAUCUAUUUCUAAUUCGCCAAAGAUCACUGAUCAGAACCCUGAUGAUGAAGUUCGUGCAUCACACCUAAGCAUAUUGGAGAAAAAUGCUCGCGUAAUGAGGUGGAUACAUGGUUGUGCCGCACCGCCUGUUUUUAUCGGAACUCCUUGA
Messenger RNA from Necator americanus (New World hookworm), 1125 nucleotides. RefSeq lists its product as uncharacterized. The transcript is spliced from 10 exons. The coding region runs from base 1 to 1125 and encodes 374 amino acids. Lineage: Eukaryota; Metazoa; Nematoda; Chromadorea; Rhabditida; Ancylostomatidae. The record is from RefSeq and is a predicted model, not a curated record.